This is a messenger RNA of Rubroshorea leprosula, 519 nucleotides long. NCBI's taxonomy places the organism in Eukaryota, Viridiplantae, Streptophyta, Magnoliopsida, Malvales, Dipterocarpaceae. The record is from the annotation of a GenBank genome assembly.
AUGUGGUGACCGCCAUUGAAGAAUCAAAAGACUUGGAAGGCAUGACUGUUGAGGAGUUAAGUGGUUCACUUGAAGCAUAUGAGGAGAAGCUCAAUAGAAGAAAGAAAGAGCUCGGGGAGCAGGUUCUACAGUCAAACUUUCUUUGGGUGAUAAAGAACAAAAAGGAGGUGCAAGUUAAGGAGGACGAGGUUGAGGUUGUGGACACGGUCGUGGUCAAGGACUUGGAAGAGGAGGAAGAAGUGCCCAAAACACUGAUCAAAGCAAAGAUGAAAAUUCUCAGUUCACCUCUUUGAGAGGCCGUGGUAGAGAAGGAUCAAGGCCAUAUCAAAAGAGCCAUGACAAAUCCCAAAUUCAGUGCUACACUUGUAAAAAAUUUGGGCAUUAUUCAUGGGAAUGCAGAUUUGGCAACAAUGUGAAAGCCAAUUUCUCUUAAGACGAAGAUAAAGAAGUUAAUGAAGAGGUGGAGACAACUCUCUUGUUGGCCUGCAAAGAGAUGAAGAAUGAAGACAAGCACUCUUG